This is a messenger RNA of Laccaria bicolor S238N-H82, 1161 nucleotides long. RefSeq lists its product as uncharacterized. NCBI's taxonomy places the organism in Eukaryota, Fungi, Basidiomycota, Agaricomycetes, Agaricales, Hydnangiaceae. The record is from RefSeq and is a predicted model, not a curated record. The transcript has 3 exons. The coding region runs from base 1 to 1161 and encodes 386 amino acids.
AUGAAUCCCGCCUUACCUUCCCGCCCAAAUAAGCGACCUCAUCACACGCCUCCCCUUCAACAGCACAGCUGGCCCGCCACUGUCAACCCGUCUACCCUUCCUACACUCUCGCGGUUCGCCCCACCGUUGUCUCCAGCUGAGGUGGCUACCAAUAACAUCUAUAAUCCUGUCCAACAAAAUUCCGAGGAGAACGUUAUGCAAUCGGUUGAUGGCUCGGUUGUCCCAAACGAUGCUGUUGGCCCCUCCGUAGCCAUAAUCCGGAAACCCCUUGGGCCGUCUUCUGUGCCUGCUAGCAACUUCGCUGUCCGCAGACGGUUAAAGGUGCCUCCGUCAUAUCUGCACAGAGCUCAUAGGCCCCAAGUUCCAGCUUCAAGUUCGAUGGGCGGAAUCGUCGCGCCUCAUGCCCCUCCCUCAACCUCAAUUGGUGUGGCUGACCUUACCCACAAUCCACAGACCACGCCUCCCCAUUCCGCUUCAGUGGAUACGUCCAAUGUUUCCCUCCCAACUCCAACCAAUACGACUGACCUCAUGCCAACCCCAGCUUCAUCUGAAGUGGUCAUUUACGACCCCUCUCGUACUCAUCUUGCAACUCAGAUGGAUAGCGCUCUUACUCCUCAAUCUCCAUCCCCAACUCAGGCUCGUAGUCAUCACGACCAUCUUCCACUUUCCCAAUUUGCCCCACCAACGUCAGCUGGGGACAUUUUCCAAGCUUUCACAGACAUAGAUUUUAAUAUGGAUCACACUGGCUCGAUGUCCAUUCCCAGUCAAUAUGACAUUUCUUAUGACAAACCUGCCGAUACUCUACCUUCCGCUUUGCGGAAUCAAAUACCCAUGGCCUCUAUGCCUUCUCCGCUUUCUUCCUCCUUGCAGUACCAGACACCACUGGCUUCCAUGCCUCCCCCCACUUCCUCUCCUUCUCGGAUGCCUAUGUCUUCUCCAUCUUCCACCGCUGUACCUGUAGUCUCUAUGUCUCCCCCACCUUCAUCUCCUUUGCAGAACCGGAUACCCAUGGCGUCUCCGCCUUUCUCUUCUGUGCGGAUGACUUCCCCAGUCACUCAUCGAGCUCAAACUCCCUUCCCGACCAAUAUGGACCAUUCAAGCCUAAUGUCUACCCCGGCCCGGCAGAACCAAUCAGCAGAAGCACCUUAUGCUACGCCAUAA